Drosophila hydei is the source of this 6248-nucleotide messenger RNA. RefSeq names its product collagen alpha-5(IV) chain (gene vkg). Bases 200 to 5935 code for a protein of 1911 amino acids. The transcript has 10 exons. Gene Ontology annotation, cellular component: collagen trimer. Gene Ontology annotation, molecular function: extracellular matrix structural constituent. The record is from RefSeq and is a predicted model, not a curated record. Lineage: Eukaryota; Metazoa; Arthropoda; Insecta; Diptera; Drosophilidae.
ACGAUCGCCACAUGUGGGGAGUGUGUCGUGCUCGACGAACGCAGCAGCAGCACAACAGCAAAUCAAGUGGCGAACCCGCACGCAGCAGCAGCUUUUUGUUUUCGUGUGUGUUUAUCGCAGUGACAUUUUAAGUUUGUCCCCAGUUCCCGUUCCAGUUCCAGUUCGAGUUUCAAUUCGAUUUGUGGUCAGGCUGAGGACCAUGAUGUUGUUGCCCAGAGAUCUAACGGGUCUCUCGGGUGUGCUCGGCGCAGUCUGUCUGUUAGCCAGCGUUGUGUCCUUUGUUAAUGCGGAAAAGGAGUGCAAUACGACGCUGUGCGACUGCAAAGGCAUCAAAGGACGCAUUGGCGGCUAUGGGUUGAAGGGCGUGCCCGGUCGUGAGGGAUCGCCCGGCGAUACGGGUCCAGCUGGACCGCCUGGACGUGUCGGCGAAAAGGGCGACUUCGGUGAAUACGGCGAAACAGGUGAAAAGGGACAUCGCGGUGACACUGGCUAUCAAGGCAAGGAUGGCUUGCCAGGCGCUCCCGGCUUUCCUGGUGAUGAUGGAACCGCCGGACCACGUGGUAUCGAUGGCUGCGACGGUCGUCCCGGCGCACAGGGCAUAACUGGCAGGCCGGGCGAGAAUGGUGCGCGUGGCCCUAUGGGCAAGACAGGGUCACCUGGUGAAACUGGCGAUGCUGGCGAGGGUGGCAUCAACUCCAAGGGUACCAAGGGUAAUAGCGGCGUGCGUGGAUUAGAUGGCGCUGAUGGUCAGCCUGGUUUUCCCGGCCCUACCGGCUACAAAGGCGACAUUGGUUUCGCUGGCGCUGAGGGCCGCAAGGGUGAACAGGGCCCACAGGGCUACAAGGGUGAGAUGGGUAUGCCGGAGAGCUAUCCAAUGCUGGUAGGCGUCGUGGGUGACAAAGGUGAGCCUGGCGAGGGUGAGCCUGGAGCUUUGCGCUAUGAUGAAACCCUCAAGGGCUACAAGGGCUUUGCUGGACCAAGAGGUGAGCGAGGUCCGCCCGGCAUGGUUGGCGAACCGGGACCAGUUGGACGCAGCGGCCUGCCAGGCGCCAGAGGUGAAACCGGCGAGCGUGGAGAGCGUGGCAAGCCCGGUCAUGAUGGCGUACAAGGCAAACCCGGUGAAAAGGGCGUGAAAGGCUCACCCGGUUACAGUGGCGAGAAUGGCGAAGGGGGCCGACCAGGCGAGCGCGGUGAGGAUGGCUUCGAUGGCACGCCCGGUGUUCAGGGACCCGAGGGUCCUCCAGGUAUCUACGACCCUACCUUGGAUAAGUCGCUGCCCGGCCCGACUGGACCACAAGGCGACAUUGGACCAGAUGGCAAGCCCGGCUUGAAUGGUAUACCUGGUAAACAAGGACGUCGUGGCCCACAUGGACCACCCGGGCCACCCGGUGAUGAAGGUCUAAGUGGCAAUCGCGGACCACCGGGACGCAGUGAGAAGGGCGAACAAGGAGACUACGGCUUGAUGGGUCCACCCGGUCCACAAGGUCCACCCGGCGUGGCGGGACCUCCCGGUCGCACAGGUUUCCAUGGCAAUCCUGGACUCGACCUCUACGGACCGAAAGGUCAAGCUGGACAGAAUGGAAUACCCGGGGCCGAUGGCUAUCGCGGAGAUCGUGGAGAAGUCGGCUUGACUGGUGACAAGGGUUUGCCCGGUGAAGGUUUGAAUAUUGUUGGCCCGCCCGGCUCACAGGGUCCACCUGGCAAACGUGGCAGGCCCGGUGUAGAUGGUGCACCCGGCUUCCGAGGAUAUCCUGGUGACAAGGGCAUACGAGGUGAUGAUUGUGGCAUUUGUCAUGCCGGACCACGUGGCAUCAAGGGCGUAAUAGGCGAUGCUGGCUAUCCAGGCGAACACGGUGCACGCGGCAUGGCUGGCAUCACGGGCGCUAGAGGACCCAAGGGUAUUCGUGGUAAGCCUGGUCCACCUGGCUAUAGAGGCAUCAGAGGCUCAGCUGGUAUUCCUGGUGAGGUGGGUCGCCCCGGCAAGCAAGGUCCACCCGGCCGCAUCGAGUACACCGGCAGCUUGAGAGAGAAGGAAAAGGGUGACGAUGGCGACAAUGGCCGACGCGGUGAUCAAGGUCCACAGGGUGAUCGGGGAGAGGAUGGUUUGAAUGGCUUACCCGGAGCUAAGGGUGAGCCCGGUCUUCGUGGCGACUUCGGUGAUGCAGGACGUCCCGGCUUGGACGGACUACCAGGUAUUGAUGGACGCGAUGGUAAGCCAGGAACUCCACCAUCCACGCCAAAGUUCUAUUUAACCGGCGAACCCGGCUACAACGGUAAUAAGGGCGCCCGUGGUGACGAUGGCAGCACUGGCUUUAAGGGCGACAAGGGUGAGCCGCAUCCUGGUGAAAUAAUUGAGAACCGUGGCGAGCCUGGUGAUGUGGGAUUUCCGGGAGAGCCUGGCUUCCGCGGACCCAAGGGAGAGACUGGCGAGCCGGGCCUGAAGGGCAUUGUCGGCGAUAUGGGAAUACCCGGUGAAGUCUUCGUUGGAUUACCUGGAGCCAAGGGCUAUAAGGGCGAGAAUGGUGACUAUGGUCCACAUGGUAUGCCCGGUAAGCCGGGAAGAGAUGGUGAGCCGGGUUUUCCAGGCUUGAAUGGCCAAAAGGGCUUACGUGGCGAGCCGGGUCAAUACAUUCUUCCCGGAGAAAUUGGCGUUCCCGGCCGACCAGGCAUCAAGGGCAUCAUUGGAGACGAAGGACCCAUAGGUUAUCCUGGUCCAAGGGGCCCACCCGGACCAAAGGGCAUCAAGGGAGUUAUUGGUGACGAUGGCCUCGAAGGCCUUAAAGGUCUGCCCGGUAACAAGGGACAGCGUGGUGAGAUUAUCGUGGGACUCCCAGGACGACAGGGCGAACCUGGUCGUCCUGGCAGCAUUGCCCUACAUGGCAUCAAAGGUCAAAAGGGUGAGGUUGGCUAUCGUGGACAAGUAGGCCAGAAUGGCGCCAAGGGCAGCAUUGGAUUCCCAGGUCGUCGCGGUCCCAUUGGUGAUGCAGGUGUACCUGGAUUCCCUGGCGAACCAGGACCCUCCGGCCUGACUGGCAUACCCGGCGAGCAGGGCGAACGGGGAGACAUUGGAUUUGACGGACGCAUUGGAGAUUUGGGUCCACGCGGUGCUGUCGGCGAGUUUGGACUUAAAGGUCUGGAAGGAGAGAUUGGCACCUUUGGUUAUCCGGGAAUCCCGGGUGUACCCGGCCAGAAGGGCGAGCAAGGCGAUCAAGGUGUACCCGGACGUAGGGGCGCUAAGGGUGUCUCCGCUUACAGCGGUAUCAAGGGUGAUCAGGGCGACGCCGGCUGGAAUGGACCUCCGGGUUACAAUGGACCCAUCGGCUUUAAGGGCGAACGUGGUGAGCCAGGUGAUUCAAUGCCCGCUUCGGAUGGCUUACCAGGCCUAAAAGGCGAGGUGGGUGCGCCUGGUCGCAAUGGAUUACCCGGCUUGCACGGCCUGAAAGGUCAACGUGGUGACAUUGGAUACACUGGUCAGCCAGGAAUCAUUGGUGAUCAAGGCAGUGAUGGCCCAAAUGGAUAUCCCGGACGCAAUGGCCUUAACGGUCUCAAGGGUGAGGCCGGAGAAUUAGGCAUCCCUGGUUUAUCUGGAGAAUUUGGAGAUAUUGGCGAUGUCGGCUAUCCUGGUGCACCUGGAAUACAGGGCGACGAAGGACUAGCGGGAGAAUAUGGUCAAAUUGGCGACAGAGGCGAAAUCGGAGAACGUGGUGAGAUCGGAGAUUCUGGUGAAGUGCUCUAUAUUGGCUCCCAAACUGAUAUGCGCGGCCAGCCUGGAGAUAAUGGAUUGAGGGGCGAGCAAGGUGUGACGGGCAUGCCCGGCAUAACCGGUGACAUUGGCUUUCCUGGUGAACGUGGACAGCAGGGUGAUAUCGGAUUCGGGGGUCGUGCUGGCUUUGACGGCAUACCGGGUCCCAAAGGUGUGCAGGGAGACAAGGGCUUGCGAGGUUUGCCCGGAGAACGACUUAUUGCCGAACGUGGUGAGGAGGGUGACGUUGGCUACGAUGGCUUGCCCGGACGUCCGGGUGACUUUGGCCAGAAGGGUGCACCUGGUGAGCAGGGUGAAUACGGCUUGAAUGGAGCUCAAGGACCACAGGGACCAAUGCUCAUUGGACCUCAAGGUCCGCCUGGAGAUUUCGGCUAUCAAGGCGUAGCUGGACGCAAUGGCAUGCAUGGCUUAAGAGGCAGGAAAGGAGAGCGCGGCGACAUGGGCCGCAAAGGUGACAUUGGUGAAACCGGCUUUUCAAUCUGGGGCCAACAGGGUGACAUAGGCGACAGAGGCGAACAAGGUGAGCUGGGCAGGAAUGGCUUAAAGGGCGAGCAAGGCCUCAGUGGACGGCCCGGUCGCACUGGCUAUGUCGGCCUACGCGGACCACGUGGCCCCACCGGCGAUGCAGGCUGGAGUGGCAUCGAUGGCGUUGAUGGUCUGUCAGGCGAAAAGGGUGAACCCGGUGUCACCUAUUCGUACACGUAUGCCCGACCCGGCGAUCGUGGCGAACCCGGCUUGGAUGGCUUCAAGGGUGAACGAGGUGAUGUUGGAGCCACUGGUCUGUAUGGUGAAGCGGGUCUCCGUGGCGUGGUUGGCUAUCGUGGAGAUAAUGGCGAGAUGGGCUACCAAGGACCAGAUGGCGUCCAAGGACAACGCGGUGACAUCGGCGAAACGGGUCUAACGGGACGUGUGGGUCUACGCGGCCAGCCCGGCCCACAAGGUGACCCCGCUCCACCACCACCCCCGCCCAAGAGCCGUGGCUUCAUCUUCACCCGACACUCACAGUCCGUGAAUAUACCCGUCUGCCCGGCCAAUACGAACAUGCUGUGGGAGGGCUACUCGCUUUCUGGCAACGUGGCCAGCAGUCGCGCUGUCGGCCAGGACUUGGGACAGUCCGGAUCUUGCCUCAUGCGCUUUACUACCAUGCCCUACAUGUUAUGUGACUUUAACAACGUUUGCAACUAUGCUCAGAACAACGACGAUAGCUUGUGGCUAUCCACAGCAGAGCCCAUGCCCAUGUCCAUGACGCCGAUUCAGUCCAAUGACCUCAUGAAGUACAUCUCCCGCUGUGUCGUUUGCGAGACAUCGACGCGCGUGAUUGCCCUGCAUUCGCAGUCCAUGUCCAUUCCAGAUUGUCCAGGUGGCUGGGAAGAGAUGUGGACAGGCUUCAGUUACUACAUGACUACCUUGGAUAACACGGGCGGCGUUGGCCAAAACUUGGUCUCACCCGGCUCCUGCUUGGAGGAAUUCCGUGCCAAUCCUGUCAUUGAAUGCCAUGGCCAUGGACGUUGCAAUUACUACGAUGCCUUGGCCUCUUUCUGGCUAGCUGUUAUCGAGCAACAGGAUCAGUUCCUGCAGCCACGCCAGCAAACCCUGAAGGCAGAUCAGACCAGCAAAAUCAGCAGAUGUACUGUGUGCCGUCGUCGGGGCGACAGCUUCUACACUGUCAAGCGGACUUCUGCUACCUACUCCAGCUAUAGCUCCGGCUCCAACUCUGCCUCCAAUUCAGGCUUCAACUCGGGCUCCAGCUCAGGCUCUAACUCGGGCUACAACACUGGCUCCAAUUCUGGCUCCAAUUCUGGCUCCAGCUCGCGCUUCGGCUGGCGCUCCAAUCAGGGCGCAGAUUACAACUCGGGCGCAGGCUCUCGAUCGGGCGGUGCAGGUUACGGUUCAAACUCUGCCUCCGGCUCCAAACCCGUCUUUAGCUCGAGCUCGUGGUCAUCGCCUUCAACGGGAGGCAGACAACCAGCGCAAAACUCCUACAACACAUGGUCAGGCGGCUAUCCGGCAGCGGAAUAUCGUACGCAACCGCAAACAUCGCGUCAGUCACAGCCACAGCCACUGCCGCCACCGGGCCAAUACAAUCGUCAGCAAACUUACCGCAAUCCAUAUCAAUAUGGCGGCACGCGCCAAUAUCGUCGCUAUCCACGCGAUGACACCUACGCUCCUUAGAUCCACAGCUCCGAUUACGUACUAAGUAGCAGUAAAAUAAUAAAUAAUUAUGUCUAAGUCGCUAACAGUACCCCAAAUAGAACGAGAUAACAAAAUCCCUGCGCAGUGCCAUUUUUCGAAGGUUCGCUGGGUAAAGAUCAGCAAAUCGAAUCGAAUAAAACAAUAAAGUCUACAGAUUAUUUGUCUAUCGAGCGGAGGCAAAGCUACUAUAACAAUCCACUGCCCCAAUAUGUAAUUCAGUUCUUUUUUGUCUGUAGGGAUUACAACUUAACACACACACAUACACAAACACACAUACACAAAGCGAAACAGA